This is a messenger RNA of Trypanosoma rangeli, 798 nucleotides long. Its product is annotated as putative proteasome alpha 1 subunit. The transcript has a single exon. The record is from RefSeq and is a predicted model, not a curated record. The coding region runs from base 1 to 798 and encodes 265 amino acids. Gene Ontology annotation, cellular component: proteasome core complex, alpha-subunit complex; proteasome core complex. Gene Ontology annotation, biological process: ubiquitin-dependent protein catabolic process. Lineage: Eukaryota; Euglenozoa; Kinetoplastea; Trypanosomatida; Trypanosomatidae.
AUGUUCAAGAAUCAGUACGAUACCAAUACGACGACGUGGAGCCCCACUGGGCGGUUGUUUCAGGUAGAAUACGCGAAUGAGGCGGUGAACAACGGCUCUGCUGCUGUUGGCGCAAAGAAUAAGGACUUUGUUGUGUUGACCGCCUUGAAACGCGCUCCAGCGGCGCAGUUUUCAUCGUACCAGGAGAAGCUGUUUAAACUGGAUGACCACGUCGGUAUGGCAAUAGCCGGUCUUGUUGCAGACGGACGCGUGUUAGCCCGUUUUUUGCGCACAGAAUGCAUGAACUAUCGCUACAUGCACGACAGCGAUAAGCCAUUGCCACUAGUGGCCGAUUUGAUCGGGGAGAAGCAUCAGCGCCACAUUCAAUUUGGGGGGAAGCGACCCUUUGGUGUCGGUCUUUUAAUUGCUGGAUAUGAUCGGACGGGACCACAUUUGUAUCAAACCGCCCCGUCUGGAGAUGUAUUUGACUUUAAGGCAACAGCUAUGGGUCUGCGUUCGCAGGCUGCUCGCACAUAUCUUGAAAAACAUUUUGAAUCCUUCCCAGACUGUGAUAUUGAUGAGCUUAUUAUGCAUGCAUUGAAGGCUCUUGCGGCGGCAACCUCGGGCGGCGUUGAGCUAAACAUAAAGAAUACUACAAUUGCCAUAGUAGGAAAGGACAACCCUUUCACGAUUCUCACGGAGGAGGCGGCACGGAAGUACUUGGAUGGCUUCAAGAUGCGCCCAGAGGACAUUCCCUCUGCUGCAGGAGCUGAGGAGGAGGAAACUCUGCAGGAGCGUUCCUUGGAUGUGGAGGAAUGA